Messenger RNA from Haliaeetus leucocephalus (bald eagle), 570 nucleotides. RefSeq names its product tetratricopeptide repeat domain 36 (gene TTC36). The transcript has 3 exons. Gene Ontology annotation, molecular function: protein binding. Gene Ontology annotation, biological process: cilium assembly. Bases 1 to 570 code for a protein of 189 amino acids. The record is from RefSeq and is a predicted model, not a curated record. Lineage: Eukaryota; Metazoa; Chordata; Aves; Accipitriformes; Accipitridae.
AUGGCCACGGCAAAUGACAGGGCUGUCCUGCAGACCAUCUUUAACCCCAGCACCCCUUUUGGGGAUAUCCCUGGGCUGGACGACGAGGAGGAGGAGGAGGCCCAGGAGGAAGGGGAAGCCUUCGCACCGGAGCUGCUGGAGCAGGUCCGGGACCUGGAGCUGCAGGGCGUCUCUGCCGCCGAGUCAGGAGAUGUGAGCACGGCCCUGGAGCGGUUCAGCGAGGCCAUACGCCUGCUGCCCGAGCGCGCCUCGGGCUACAACAACCGGGCCCAGGCCCUGCGGCUGCGGGGGGAUGUGGCAGGCGCCCUGCGGGACCUGGACGUGGCCAUUCGCCUGAGCCGGGGCUGUGGCCACGCUGCCUGCCAAAGCUUCGUGCAACGCGGCUUGAUCCACCAGCUGCAAGCCCGCCAGGAGGAUGCCCGGCGGGACUUCGAGCGAGCAGCGCGACUGGGCAGCGCCUUUGCCCGGCGGCAGCUGGUGCUGCUGAACCCCUACUCGGCGCUCUGCAACCAGAUGCUCUGCGAGAUGCUGGGGCGGCUGCGCAACCCUGGUGGCACCGGGAACGAGUGA